UCCCGAGAGAAACGUACAUAAUAUACAGAGUGGAUUGGUUCAAGAGUGUACUACUCUGUGUCAGACCUUAAUUUAAAAUACUUUUCGACUAACGUUAAAAUGGACUGAUCAUCUAUUACAGCCAAAUAUGUAAAUCAUAUAAACCUAAACCCAUGUCCAAACUGAUCAAGUAGUGAUAAUUUUAUUUCUAGGAGAAAUCAAAUGUAUGAUAAUGUGGAUACACACCAAGCCCUAUAAAUUACCACUAGACUACUACCACAAUACCACAUGGUUAGAGAGAAAUGUUGUUGUGCCAUUGUAAGUCCAUCUAGUAUUUAUUUUAGAUUUGAUGCAGUUUAGAGAGUUCUUGCGAGACAUAUUCAGUAAACUUUGAACUUUAAUAUAUUAUUUUUCCUUAAUUCAUUGGGGUGAAUGCUUUUAGCACUUGAAGCAUAUGACCCAAAGGCAUUUGUAAAAGAUAAAACUCAAAGUUGUACUUCAAGUUGGUGGCGCAGAAUCAUAUAUAAAGGACAUUUGCUUAGUCAAAAGUUCACAAUUGGUGGCUUGACCAAAUCCAGCUUGGUUUGCCUUUGAGUUUUGAACAUGUAUAUGCAUGCUAUCCACCCUUGUGAUCGCUUCUUGAACUUGUACGCACUACACAAACGUCUACUAUGCAUUUAACUAACAUCACAUGUUACAUACUAUCCACACCCUUUGUGGUCGCUUCUUUGUGUGAUAAGACAUUAAAUCUCACUACAUACCAAAGGACUCAGGUCCAAACAAACUUAAAGCCCAUUAUGCUAGCUAUACCUAUCCUGUACGUUAGUAACAAAGUCGUCACGUAAGUACAUUAUUUCUAUCAGGAGCUAUCAAUGACUAGAAAACAGGUUUACAAAACUGGGGAGAUGUAGCUGCUGGCUCGUCCUAAAAGCUGUCUCUAUAGAAAACAAGAAGAAAAUAGUAAGAAAUUUAAAGAUGCAGUAAAUGAAAACAUAAAAACAAAUUUCAGAACAGUAACAGUUAACCACCACACUCCAUGACAUCAUUUACCACGACCAGUUCUUCUGAACCAAUCUCACCAUGUCACUUUAUCAUGUUUCCAUCCAUUAUCCAUACCCCCAUACAUAUACGAGUUUACUUACCUCUACAUACAUAUAAUAGAAAGAGAAAGAUAGUAACUAAAAGCAUGAAGUGUUUGUUGUUUUAUCUUGUGUUCUUAGAGCUUCUCUGGUUUGGUUAUGGACAAUCUAGUAAUCAUCAGCCUCUUGCUCCAGCUUUCUUCGUCUUUGGAGAUUCCUUGGUUGAUUGUGGAAACAACAACUACAUUCCCACACUUGCACGAGCUAACUAUCUCCCUUAUGGAAUUGAUUUUGGCUUCCCCACUGGCCGUUUCUGUAAUGGCCGUACAGUUGCUGAUUAUGGAGCAAUGUACCUCGGUUUGCCAUUGGUGCCACCAUUUUUAUCUCCUGUAUCAAUUGUGCAAAACGUCUUGAGAGGGCUUAACUAUGCAUCUGCAGCAGCUGGGAUCUUAGAAGAAACUGGUCAACAUUUUGGAGCAAGAACUUCAUUCAGUGAACAGAUAUCACAGUUUGAGAUGACAAUUGAGUUAAAGCUCCGGCCAUUCUUUCAAACCCCUGAUGAUCUGAGAAAGUAUCUUGCCAAAUCCAUUAUUGGGAUCAAUAUAGGAAGCAAUGAUUACAUCAACAAUUACCUUAUGCCGGAUAGAUACUCGAGCAGCAAAACCUACAGUGGAGAAGACUAUGCAAAUCUCCUUAUCAAGACUCUCUCAGCUCAAAUAACAAGACUAUACAACUUAGGUGCAAGAAAAAUGGUGUUAGGUGGAACAGGACCACUAGGUUGCAUACCGAGUCAGUUAUAUAUGGUAAACGGCACCAACAACACCAGCAAGUGUGUGACAAAGAUCAAUAACUUGGUUUCAUUGUUCAAUAGCCGAUUGAAAGAUCUACCAAACACUCUCAACACAACUCUUCCAGGAUCUUUCUUUAUCUAUCAAAACAUCUACGAUCUCUUCCAUAAUAUGGUUGUGAAUCCCUCUAGAUAUGGCCUUGUUAUACCAGACAAAGCAUGCUGCGGUAGCGGGAGAUAUGGAGGAGCCUCAACAUGCCUUCCUUUGCAGCAACCAUGCUUGGAAAGGAAUCAAUACGUCUUUUGGGAUGCAUUUCAUCCAACAGAAACUGCCAACAAAAUUAUAGCUGGAGAAACCUUCAGCAACUCUGCCAAAUACUCUUACCCUAUCAGUUUAUAUGAGUUGGUUAAGCUGUGAGGAAUGUGUCUCAAAUCUGGAUUUCCUCUCAUUAUCAGGUUACCUUGGUUUUCUAGUUUCUAGUUAAUUAGAAGACUUUAAAUAUGAGAUUUGUAUGUAACAAUUGCCCAAAUCUUCAAGAUCAUAAUCUAUAUUCCAAUGUUAUAAGGUAAGCAUUUAUUUCUAAAAA
This is a messenger RNA of Brassica rapa (field mustard), 2432 nucleotides long. RefSeq names its product GDSL esterase/lipase 7. NCBI's taxonomy places the organism in Eukaryota, Viridiplantae, Streptophyta, Magnoliopsida, Brassicales, Brassicaceae. The record is from RefSeq and is a predicted model, not a curated record. Gene Ontology annotation, molecular function: hydrolase activity, acting on ester bonds.